AUGCCGCGCAGCCCGCCGCCGGAUCCCGCCGCCCCGCCGCCCUCCAAGGCCAGGAGCCGCUUCGACAUCGAGUCGCUGCUAGCCAAGCCGGAGCCGCCCCGUCGGGAGUCGCCGGUGCCCCGCGCCUGGGCCGCCGCCUCUUCCCCGCCCGCGCUGCACUUCGGCUGCGUGGCGGCGACGCUGCGCUUCCCGGCGCUGUAUCUGACCGCGCAGCAGCCCUUCUUCUCGGCCCAGACCUGCCGGUGCGCCGCGCCCGCCUGCAAGAGGCCAGGCCCGGAGUUCCCGCGCUGCAGCGGGCCGCUGGGGCCGGCCCUUCCCUGGAGACCCGGAGAGCCCUGCAAGAUGAAGCGAGUGCGCACCGUCUUCACGCCGGAGCAGCUGGAGCGCCUGGAGGAGGAGUUCCUGAAGCAGCAGUACAUGGUGGGCUCGGAGCGCCUGGACCUGGCAGCCACCCUGCAGCUCACGGAGACCCAGGUCAAGGUCUGGUUCCAGAACCGCAGAAUCAAAUGGCGCAAGCAGAGCCUGGAGCAGAAGGCGGCCAAGCUCUCCUCGCAGUUUGGGAGGACGCAGGCGGCCCCCUCUGGCCCGCUGGCCAGGCCGGACAGUGACAGGGAAGAGGACGUCAAUGUGGACUUUUAG
Messenger RNA from Crotalus tigris (Tiger rattlesnake), 639 nucleotides. RefSeq names its product homeobox protein not2-like. NCBI's taxonomy places the organism in Eukaryota, Metazoa, Chordata, Lepidosauria, Squamata, Viperidae. The coding region runs from base 1 to 639 and encodes 212 amino acids. Gene Ontology annotation, biological process: regulation of DNA-templated transcription; central nervous system development; neuron differentiation. Gene Ontology annotation, molecular function: DNA-binding transcription factor activity, RNA polymerase II-specific; DNA binding. The transcript is spliced from 3 exons. The record is from RefSeq and is a predicted model, not a curated record.